Molecule: messenger RNA, 1365 nt
Organism: Gloeophyllum trabeum ATCC 11539
Lineage: Eukaryota; Fungi; Basidiomycota; Agaricomycetes; Gloeophyllales; Gloeophyllaceae
Exons: 4
Biological process (GO): translation; nuclear-transcribed mRNA catabolic process, deadenylation-dependent decay; translational termination
Cellular component (GO): translation release factor complex
Molecular function (GO): GTPase activity; GTP binding; translation release factor activity
Source: RefSeq, a predicted model, not a curated record
ACAGUCAAAGAGCACCUCAAUAUCGUAUUCAUCGGUCACGUCGACGCGGGCAAGAGCACGCUCGGCGGGAACAUCCUCUACCUCUCCGGCAUGGUCGACAAGCGUACCAUGGAAAAAUACGAACGCGAAGCCAAAGAAGCCGGCCGUGAGUCCUGGUACCUCAGCUGGGCCCUCGACUCCACCCCGCAAGAGCGCGCAAAGGGCAAGACCCAGGAAGUCGGCCGUGCGUACUUCGAGACCGCCUCGCGGCGAUACACCAUCCUUGACGCGCCGGGGCACAAGACCUUCGUCCCCUCCAUGAUCUCCGGCGCAGCCCAGGCGGACGUCGCCAUCCUGGUCAUCUCCGCGCGCAAGGGCGAGUUCGAGACCGGCUUCGAAAAGGGCGGGCAGACGCGCGAGCACAUCAUGUUGGUCAAGACUGCCGGGGUGUCCAAGGUCGUCAUCGUCAUCAACAAGAUGGACGACUCCACGGUCGAAUGGCAGCAGUCCCGCUUCAACGAAAUCAAGGACAAGCUCACGCCCUUUGUCAAGGCGGCCGGUUUCAACCCAAAGACAGAUGUCACAUUCCUGCCCAUAUCUGCGUACACGGGUGCGAACGUCAAGGACCGAGUAUCACCUUCUGUCUGCAACUGGUGGAGCGGUCCAUCCUUCCUCGAAUACCUCGACAAAAUGCCCAUGGUCGACCGCAAAGUCAACGCGCCGCUCAUGAUGCCCAUCUCCGAAAAGUACAAGGACAUGGGCACGAUCGUCGUCGGCAAGAUCGAGUCCGGGCACCUGCGCAAGGGCGACACGCUCUCGCUCUAUCCGAACAAGGUCGUUGUCGAGGUUGCGGGCAUCUACAACGAGAUGGAGGAGGAAGUGGACCGCGCGCUGUGCGGCGACAACGUGCGCAUCCGCUUGCGCGGCGUCGACGACGAGGAUAUCUCCCCCGGGUUCGUGCUCACCAGCCCGUCCAAGCCUGUCCACGCCGUUCGGCAGUUCGAGGCGCAGCUUGCUAUUCUCGAUCACAAGAAUAUCAUCUGUGCCGGCUACUCCGCUGUCAUGCAUUGUCAUACGUUGGCGGAGGAGGUGACACUGACGGCACUAUUGCACUACUUUGACAAGGCAACUGGUCGCAAGUCAAAGAAACCACCUCAAUUCGCCAAGCGUGGACAGAAGAUCGUCGCGCUUAUAGAGACUGCCCAGCCUGUAUGCAUAGAGCGAUUCGUUGACUACCCCCAGUUGGGUCGUUUCACGUUACGAGACGAGGGUAAGCGACUGCCCACGUAUACAGUCGCAAUUGGGAAGGUCACCAAAUUGAUUGAAGGUUCCGUCGAGGAGGCUGCCGAUGGCGUCGCCAAUCUCUCUGUCAGUGGUGCUGCUUAA